ACGCAGUAUUGUAUAUAUAACGCAGCGAUACUCGAGGGUAGACACAGUUCGAACUCAGACACUGCACAUCCUCCCCUAAACGAACAACCAUGAACAACAAGAUUGUAGUAUUCAUCUGCAUGAUGGGCGUAGCUGCAGCUAGUGUCGUUGCCCCAGUACCAGUAGCACGCGUCGAUCCGUUCCCUCAAUAUUCCUAUGGCUAUGAUGUCCAGGACUCUAUCAGUGGCGACUACAAAGGUCAUCAGGAACAAAGGAACGGCGAUGUUGUCACAGGUUCAUACUCCGUAGUCGACCCCGAUGGUACGAGAAGGAUCGUCGAUUAUGCUGCUGAUUCCAUUAACGGUUUCAACGCAGUGGUCCGUCGCGAACCUCUCGUAGUUGCUGCACCAGCUAGAGUGAUAGCUCCAGCUCCACUUGUUGCCCCCGCUCCGGCUGUUCCUGCCCCAGUAGUGGCCAGGGCACCUAUCUACGCGCCAGCACCUGCACCCCUCCUAGCUCCGAGGCUACCCUAUUAUUACUUCUAGAUAAAAUAAUACAAUUUUGUUGUGUUGAUGUAUAUACCUAUUAAUGAAUAAGGCUUUUUAUAAUUGUUAUUUAUGUUAUUAAAUGAAUUGAAUAUUA
This is a messenger RNA of Melitaea cinxia (Glanville fritillary), 621 nucleotides long. RefSeq names its product larval cuticle protein A2B-like (gene CPR69). NCBI's taxonomy places the organism in Eukaryota, Metazoa, Arthropoda, Insecta, Lepidoptera, Nymphalidae. Gene Ontology annotation, cellular component: extracellular matrix. The transcript is spliced from 2 exons. The record is from RefSeq and is a predicted model, not a curated record. The coding region runs from base 90 to 524 and encodes 144 amino acids.